GCAUUAGCUGAUGAGACAGAGUUUGUAAGAGAUACAGCUUUACGAGCUGGUCAGAGAUUGAUUAGUCUGUUUGCUGAUACAGCUAUAGAAGUAUUACUACCAGAGUUAGAGAAAGGAUUGUUCUCAGAUAACUGGAGAAUUAGAUACAGUUCUGUACAAUUACUGGGAGAUUUACUAUUCAAGAUAUCAGGUAUGUUUGAUCCAACAAUAUCAUAUAGUCCAACAAUAUUAUAUAGUCCAACAAUAUCAUAUAGUCCAACAAUGUUAUAUAGUCCAACAAUAUCAUAUAGUCCAACAAUGUUAUAUAGUCCAACAAUAUCAUAUAGAGUCUCACAUUGGGUGUUGUUAACUUCUUAA
Messenger RNA from Lottia gigantea (owl limpet), 357 nucleotides. RefSeq lists its product as hypothetical. The transcript has a single exon. The record is from RefSeq and is a predicted model, not a curated record. Lineage: Eukaryota; Metazoa; Mollusca; Gastropoda; Lottiidae. Gene Ontology annotation, molecular function: protein binding; protein kinase regulator activity. Gene Ontology annotation, biological process: cellular response to amino acid starvation; regulation of translation. The annotation marks the transcript as partial. Gene Ontology annotation, cellular component: cytosol.